Molecule: messenger RNA, 4144 nt
Organism: Aedes aegypti (yellow fever mosquito)
Lineage: Eukaryota; Metazoa; Arthropoda; Insecta; Diptera; Culicidae
Gene: Chsy
Product: chondroitin sulfate synthase 1
Exons: 10
Coding region: 1518-4100 (860 amino acids)
Cellular component (GO): Golgi cisterna membrane
Molecular function (GO): glucuronosyl-N-acetylgalactosaminyl-proteoglycan 4-beta-N-acetylgalactosaminyltransferase activity
Source: RefSeq, a predicted model, not a curated record
CAUAUGAAUCAGUUCUGCUCAAGAAACCGGUUUGUAAACACGCACCGGAACGCGGUCGUCUUCUCGGGAAAUUCUUUCCCAAAGAUUCUCUCCGCGCCGCACCCGACUCUCUUGCUCAGUAUUCUUCGCCUUGCGGCUUGUUGCGCAUUCUGCGGUGGUGUUGUCGUUCGUUCGGUGUGUGCCACUUCCCUCAAAUCGAAUCCCCCUUGCAGAAGCGCAAGAAGAUCAUCUCUCACGCCGCGUCGAACUCGGGAGCACUUGAUCUUGGUCGGUGUUGGAUAGAAGAAGUCGUCGGUGUCGUCGUCGUCGAUCAGGUUUAAGUUGCGCUUCAAAUGGAAAUAAGUGAAUAAUUGAACGGGGAAUUGAAAAGGAUUGUGCCAGUGAAAGAACUUCGGAAUGCAUCGUGCGCGGUCAUCGCCGCCGGCAGGAGGCUAAUAAGUACAUACCGAAGGACCGGUUGUGAAUCUUCGCCGUGUACCCGAUGGUUGUCGAGAGGGAGGACGGCCGACUUAUCCCGUGAAUAAAAACUCGGUCAAGCGCACGGCGGUGCUGCGGCUUCUUCAGUCAGUGCUCGACGGCGCAGCGGCUUUCUGGGGGUGAAAACGCAUAUUAUCGGAAGCGUAAAGUGCGCAAGCAUGCGGCGGCUCUUCUGAAAGUACGCGCGCUUGCUUGCUAGUGUGAGUGCAUCGGUGGAGUGAUAAGGCCACCGCUUCAGGUGCGUCGAACACAAAAAUUUGCCAUUGAGGAGAAAAAUCGCCUCCAAACUAAAGUCCCGGGGAUUCGGCGUUAUCUGAGGGUCACACCGAAAUCGGAGGGGCUUACGCGUCACUUCUCUCUCGCGCGCAAGGUGUGUGAGUCGUAUUACGUAGUCUUCGCCAUCAAUGCAGCAGCAAAAGACGCAAUACCUACGUUUCGCCGGAGUUUGCCGAGCAGUGGAAGUUUUGCUUGCCUUUGGAAAUUACCAUUCCUGGCCCCGGCUUGGAGAAGUGUGAUUAUUGCAGGCUUUUUAUGUGCACCUUACCGAGGUAGACUCCGGGGGUUCAUUCAGCACACACAAGAGGCGAAGAGGCGAUUAGGCGGAAUAUGAGCCAUGGAAAAACCGGCAUCCACGGCGAGGCAUUUCCAGCAGUGAGCUAUGCAGGAGACCUAACAUGAUACUUCCCAUCGAUCAGCGUGGUUCAGCAGCAGCAGUAGCAGCAAUAGCUUCGUUGUCUCCCUCCUGGAUUCCCCGCAGGCCUUCUUCGUCGACAUCAGCAGCAGCAAAAUCUACGGCGGAGGAAUCGUCUGGUGCCAAAUGGAACUACCACCGGCACCAGUCCUAUUACAGUUUUUGUCCGCUAAAAACCUUCUAUUGCAAAGAGAUUAUCAAGAUCCGAUCCGGCAGCUACGAGUACGGUUCGAAUCGGUUGUGACGAGUGAUUGCGAUCCGGCUAGGUGUUACUCAAAAGUGAUUCGUGUUAGUUAAGUGGGUGUGCGUGCGAGUGCGAUUAGUUUAUAGUAGCAGAAUAGGUAGAAUAAUGUCCCAGCGGAAGAAGAUCCUGUACGGGCUGUUUGGGAUUAUCAUCGGGCUGUGCGUCGGUGCUCUCUUCCGGAACUAUCGGACGCUGGAGAUUGUCAGCAUGUGCAACUCGAUCAACAGCAUGAAGCAGAAGUCUGCCCUGGAAAUCAUCGGCCUUCAUCCAUCGGAGACGCCGGAGAACUCGCAGCGCAAUCUGGUGUUUGUGGGCGUCAUGACUGCCAAAGAUUUCCUCCAGAGCCGGGCCAAGGCGGUUUAUGACACGUGGGGCAAAUCGAUUCCCGGGCGGAUAGCUUUCUUCAGCUCAGAGGAGUCCGUUGCGGAUGAUAUCCCUCUGGUGGCACUGAAGGGCGUUGACGAUCGGUAUCCGCCGCAGAAGAAGAGCUUCAUGAUGCUGCACUACAUGUACGAGCACUACAUAGACAAGUUCGAGUGGUUUGCCCGUGCCGACGAUGACGUGUUCAUCCGGACGGACAAGCUGGAAAUGUUCCUACGAUCGGUGGACAGUUCGAAGCCGCAGUUCAUCGGCCAGGCUGGGCGUGGCAACAGCGAAGAGUUCGGGCUGCUCUCGCUGGAGUUCGACGAGAACUUCUGCAUGGGCGGCCCCGGAGUGAUCAUGAGUCGCGAAACGUUGCGACGAGUGGCUCCCCACAUUCCAACCUGCCUCAAGAACCUCUAUAGUACCCACGAAGACGUAGAGGUCGGUCGAUGUGUUCAAAAGUUCGCAGGUAUUCCUUGUACCUGGAACUAUGAGAUGCAAUCCAUUCUGCACCACAACAGCAGCGGAAGUCGUGCCUUCUCCGGCAACCUCAAGAACAAGGAAGUUCACAGUGCCAUUACGCUGCAUCCGGUCAAAAAGCCAGCCUUCAUGUACCGACUGCAUGCCUACACCCUGGGCCUCAAAGCUCAAGAGCUCCGUCAACAGUCCCUGAUGCUUCACCGAGAUAUUGCACAGAUGACGGCCCUGCUGCAGAUCCCUCGGAUCAACAAAAACCUCGCACCGGGCGUCCCGAUCUUUCCGUCGGACGAAACCAGCGCCGACUACCUGGGGGAUCACACCAUCCUAGGUUCGACGCCAGAUCUCAACCGGCACCGGCCGUCACAUCUGGACGAGAUCAUCGAGUGGGAUUUCAUUGCCAAGAGCCUCUACUCGGGGAUGCAUCCGAAUCCGAAGCGAAAGAUUGAAUCGUCACUCAAGGAGGGAUUGAACGAUGUCGUUCGAGAGAUCAUGGAGCACAUCAACAAUUUCUCGCGCCAGAGGGGUCGGGUGAUCGAGUUUCGUGAGCUGCUGUACGGCUACAUGCGCGUCAAUAGCCUAUACGGGCAGGAUCUUAUCAUGGACUUGCUGUUGGUGUACAAAAAGUACCGCGGAAAAAAAAUGACCGUCCCGGUACGGAGACAUCUCUAUAUUCAGCGAUCGUUCACGGACAUACGGGUUCGGGAGAUCACCGGUCAGGUCGUCCCCGCCUAUGCAGUGACCCUCGAUAGUCGAUUACCCAUUGGAAGCACCCGACCGUUUGACAACAGUACUGGAUUAGAUCGCAUGCGAUCGUUCCUCAACAGCGGCUGGGAACGCCUCUCGGAUACGUUCGCCAUCAGCAAUCCCUCGAUGAUCGAGAUGCCAAAGGAUCGCAUCGUCUUCAUCAUUCCGCUCGCUGGACGACCGGAAACCUUCAUGCGAUUCCUACGCAACUUCGAGCAGGUCGCCCUUCAGCAAGAUCUCCGAACAGACCUCCUCGUCUCGCUGUACGUCGACCCGUCUGAUUCAUCCCUCCUAACCAACCUUCUCGAUCAACUUCGCUCCCGAUAUCCGCAAAACCGCAUCAACUAUCUCCAGCUGCAGGGGAACUUCUCGCGCGGAGUAGCCCUCGAUCGUGCCAUCAAGAGUCCAUUCUGCAAGCAGGAUGACAUCUUGUUCUUCAUCGAUGUCGAUAUGAUAUUCACUCAGCGGACACUCGACCGGAUACGGGCCAACGUCAUCCGUAACCGCCAAGUUUACCUUCCGAUCGUCUUCAGCGAGUACGAUCCCCACCCGGAAUCCCUCGGCCAGAUGUACCUGGAGUCAGGCCCCAAACCCAUAACCACAGAGCACCUCCAUCGCUCAUCCUACGAUCAAAACUUCUCCUCACCCUACCCGGUCACCAACGCCAACGGAUACUUCCGACAGUUUGGCUACGGCCUGGCCGGAAUCUACAAGUCCGACAUCCUGCGGCCCGAUCUCGGUGGGUUCAACACCGACAUCACCGGGUGGGGCCUAGAGGACGUCAAAUUUCUCGAAAGCAUAAUCGCUGCCAAUCUAAAGGGGAGCCAGCGGCUGCUGGACGUGGCCGAUGGUCGGGUGGAUCCGUUCCAGGAUCCGCUCCGGCAACAGCAGCAGGAGCUGGUCGUAUUCCGUGCGCCGGAUCCGUCGCUGGUGCACAUCUUCCAUCCCAUCAAUUGUGAUAGAAACCUCGAAGAGGCACAGUACAAGAUGUGUCUCGGCACGAAAGCCAAUACUCUCGGGAGCUUCCGGACGCUGGAGGAACGGUUCGUGCAGGACCGGGAACUGCUGCUGUUUGGGCGGAGGGCCCGGGGGAACCGAUAGCGAUAGAGUUAUGGGGGGGGGAUGAGCAGGGAAUUUUAGCCUAA